This is a messenger RNA of Naegleria gruberi, 870 nucleotides long. RefSeq lists its product as uncharacterized. The record is from RefSeq and is a predicted model, not a curated record. The transcript has 2 exons. Lineage: Eukaryota; Heterolobosea; Eutetramitea; Acrasida; Naegleriidae. Gene Ontology annotation, molecular function: protein binding. The coding region runs from base 1 to 870 and encodes 289 amino acids.
AUGAGUGCAUUUACAUCACAAACUGCAGACGAUCCAACUCUUGAGAGAACCUACAGAGGUCAUCAUGGUACAAUAACAGCACUUAGUUUCUGUCCAAGUAUGAAGCGUAUGGCUUCGGUGUCAAUGGAUUCAACAUUGUAUAUUUGGAAUUUUAAACCAAACCUUAGAUCAUACAAAUACCAACAACAUGAGAAGGGAGGUGUGAUGUGUGUCGAAUUUUCUCCUCUUACAGGUAAAUUAGUGGCAACUGGUGGUAAAGAUAAGACUAUUAGACUUUGGCAACCAACUAUUGAAGGAAAAUCAACCAUCAUCAGAGGACAUACAAACACUGUGAGAAGUGUACACUUUUCAAUGGAUGGAAAACGUUUAUUGUCUUCAUCCGAUGAUAAGACAAUCAAGCUGUGGUCCAUUUCAAAUCAACAAUUUAUUCAGGUCUUUUCCGGUCACUCUAACUGGGUAAGAGCAACAGAUUUCUCACCUGAUGAAAGAUUGAUUGUCAGUGGAAGUGACGAUAAAACUGUGAGAUUGUGGGAUAUCAAAUCAAACAAAUGUAUAAUGUCUCUUGUGGAACAUACUGAUAAUGUUAAUGAUGUUCAUUUUUCUCCUGAUGGAAAUUGUCUAGUUUCUUGCAGUGUUGAUAAAACUGUUAAGGUGUGGGAUGUAAGACUUGCAAAGAAACUCCUCCAACAUUUUACAGGACACGAAGAUAUUGUAAAUCAAGUUAGCUAUCAUCCGAGUGGAAAUUAUAUUAUCAGUUGUAGUACAGAUCAAACUAUGAAGAUUUGGGAUACUAGAGAAGGAAGACUCUUUUAUACAAUUAGUGGACAUGCUGCACCAACUACAGCUGUCACGUUCUCUCCUCUAGGGUAG